AUGUUUCGACAAACAUUGACUUUAGAUAAUAGAGAGCACCACAUCACUGCUAGAUCAGGUAUGCUGGCGGGCUGGGUGCCUGUGCUGCUGCUCGGCGGGGUGCUCGCCACUGCGAAUGACAAGGGCUAUGUGAUUGACGGUGCACUUAGGGUGGCCUCCCUUCAGCUGGUAGGCAAGGAGCACAGCCUUUCCACCGCUGCGGAGCCCUUCAGCCAGCGGUUUGGAACAGACUAUACCCCCUUCUCGCUGGUCCUGUCGGAGGGGAAGUUGUGGGUCGAAGAGCUGUCUCGCCAAGGAGCCAUCUUCUACAGCGAAAAGGAGUCCACGUUCAGGUUCCAAGGCCGUCUGAGGACAAAAGUUGAUUCCAGUUACGUUCUUUAUGGUGGAAGUACAUCGGUUUCUUCGGGAAAUGCUGUUGUACAUUGGAACUUAGGAUUCAACAGUUCCCUUAUUACUCGUUCCUGUAGCCUAGUGAUGGACUCACAACCCAUUUUUGAAAGCAAUUACUUCCAUAUUGACUUAUAUUCCGAGGAUAAGAAGAUGAAUGUAUCUCUACAGGAACAUCCAUUCAACAGCGUGACAAGCGUUUUCCAACAGACUUUGUCCGUUCUGGUCGAACAUUCCCUCGUAGAGACCCCGAUUUGCGAGGCCAUUUCCUGCUGA
Messenger RNA from Nezara viridula (southern green stink bug), 663 nucleotides. The record is from the annotation of a GenBank genome assembly. NCBI's taxonomy places the organism in Eukaryota, Metazoa, Arthropoda, Insecta, Hemiptera, Pentatomidae.